Colletotrichum lupini is the source of this 702-nucleotide messenger RNA. RefSeq lists its product as uncharacterized. Lineage: Eukaryota; Fungi; Ascomycota; Sordariomycetes; Glomerellales; Glomerellaceae. The record is from RefSeq and is a predicted model, not a curated record. Gene Ontology annotation, molecular function: arylformamidase activity. The transcript is spliced from 4 exons. Bases 1 to 702 code for a protein of 233 amino acids.
AUGAUGUUUGAAACACAAGGGAAUUCACUGUCUUCUCCAGCUGAUUCAGCCAUGGGCAACUUUAAUUCAACCGAAGUAAUCACCCGGCCAAGCUUUGACUCUUUGCCGCUCCAUGUGGGAGAUCCGAAAGCAUCGGCGUGGGGAUUAUGGGGCGAUGAAGAUGAACUCGGGGCUCUCAAUCUUCUGAACCCAGCUUUGGUCAAGAAUGCCACGAGUGAGGUGGUCAUAGGCGAGACAAUAACGCUCAAUCUUCCAUUGGAUGCCUUUAUACAGCCAAUGAACCCAGUUCGAAAGCCGUGCGAACACCGUAUCAUUCCAAAAGGCAACGCUAAUGACGACGAGAUCUCCAUCAAUACGCAAGGCGCAACGCAUUGGGAUGGGCCACGACACUAUCCUUACCAAGAGCAUAUUCAAUAUUACAAUGGCGUGACUCAAGAUGAUAUUUCAGGGCCCGAUAACAACACUAAACUCGGUAUUCAAAAUAUGGCAAGGAAGUCCAUCACUGGCCGCGGUGUUCUACUUGACUGGUACUCCUGGGCAACAGAGAAAAACAUCACCUUUGACCCAUUUUCAACCUUUGGCAUUCCCCUGUCUCAACUCCAGGCCGUAGCAAACGCUCAGAAAAUCGAGUUUCAACAAGGCGACAUCCUGCUAGUCCGAACAGGCUGGCUACCGGCGUACCGUGCGCUCACCGUCUGUUAG